AAUAGAGAAAAACGGCGUUAUUAAUAAUAUUACUCAAUUAUGCAGAUAUUCGUGAAAACCCUAAAUGGCACCACUAAUACUUUUGAGGUUCAGAGCACUGAUACCAUUCUUUUUGUCAAGAACAAAAUUCAUGACAAACAAGGAACUCCACCCGAUCAACAACGUUUGAUCUAUGGUAGUAAACAAUUGGAAGAAGACCGCACCUUCUCUGAUUACAAUAUCCAAAAAGAAUCAACUCUUCAUCUUGGAUUGAGGCUUAGAGGAGGCAAACCGAUGAGCAUUGAGCCUUCUUUGAUUGCUUUGGCUCAAAAAUACAAGCAAAAUAAGUUGAUUUGCCGCAGAUGCUAUGCUCGUCUGCAUAAUAGAGCCACAAACUGCAGGAAGAAGAAGUGCGGACAUAAUAAUGAUUUGAGGCCCAAGAAGAAGUCACAACAUGUCUAAUAUUCCAGACCAUGCUAAUAUUUUUAUCUUACAAAUAAGAAUUAUAUUAGGAAUGGAUGAUCCCUAUAAGUUCACGGACAAUUCUAUUUAGGUGCAUUUGUUUUAAUUGGAAUAUUUCUAUUUUAAACAAU
Messenger RNA from Amaranthus tricolor (Joseph's coat), 572 nucleotides. RefSeq names its product ubiquitin-60S ribosomal protein L40-like. Bases 40 to 441 code for a protein of 133 amino acids. Gene Ontology annotation, cellular component: ribosome; nucleus; cytoplasm. Gene Ontology annotation, biological process: modification-dependent protein catabolic process; protein ubiquitination; translation. The record is from RefSeq and is a predicted model, not a curated record. NCBI's taxonomy places the organism in Eukaryota, Viridiplantae, Streptophyta, Magnoliopsida, Caryophyllales, Amaranthaceae. The transcript is spliced from 5 exons. Gene Ontology annotation, molecular function: structural constituent of ribosome; protein tag activity; ubiquitin protein ligase binding.